AUGAUUUCUGUCUUAAAAAAAGUAUUUAUUGUUAUUUUUGCUAUCGUGGUGUCUGUCUCAUCCAGGAUUCACAAAUUACCUCUUGUGGAUGAUGAACGUCACUAUGUUGAUUUGACAACAUUUGGUUUUUUCGAAGGCGGUGUUCUAGAUGUACAUAUGAUUAACUUCAAGUUGCCAUCUGGUUCAGUGCUGGGCGAGUAUGGUUUUACCUUGGAUAGAACUGUCAAUGAUGCUAUUAAUCCUUACUUGGAAGUACAUUCGGAUACAUGUAUUCUUAAAGGUGUAGAAAAUAAUGGGGGUCUUUUGUCACCACAUCAUCCAGCUAUAGUUUUCUUGAAAUUAGAUUUUAAAAAUCUCAGAAUUAAUAUUACAUGUGAAGGUGAAGUUACUGCAUUACAUCUUUACCAAAACAGGUCAAUGAUUCCGAUAGAUAGAAUUAAACGUCAAUCACAGUAUAUAUUUGUAAACAGACAACGACGAUCACCAUUAGAAACUAAGAAAUCAACAGAGGCAUUGGGAUCUCAGUGUUCAUAUGCGGUUCUUCCUAUCACAAAAGAAACACGAAAUGGCUUUGAUUAUUACAACACAAGUUUUGCUAUGUAUGUGGCUUCAGACAAGGAAGAAGGAUUGUACAACUUGUACUUCCAUAACUGUCCACAUCAAACAGAGCCUGCUAUUAAUGUUUUGAUAGAAAUAUAUGAAAGUAAUGAUGGAAACUUUUUGUCAGCUGGGGAAAUGCCACUUCCAGCACUAUACAGCAUGAUGUCACUGAUAUUUUUCUUGUGUGCUGGCUUUUGGACAUUUAUUCUAAAAACAAGCCGUCACAAAGUAUAUAGAAUACAUAUUAUUAUGUGUGUACUGGUUUACUUAAAAGCAAUGUCAUUGGCUUUCCAUGGAAUUAACUAUCAUUUUAUACAAACAAGAGGAGAGCAUGUCACAGCUUGGGCAAUAUUAUACUACAUAACACAUUUAUUAAAAGGUGCUGUGCUCUUUGUGACUAUAAUUUUAGUUGGAACUGGAUGGAAUUUUAUUAAACACAUUCUGGCAGACCGCGAUAAAAAAAUAUUUAUGAUAGUCAUUCCAUUACAAGUGGUCGCUAACGUUGCGGAGAUAAUAAUAGCUGAAAGUGAAGAAGGUGCGGUCGAACAUAACGCGUGGAGGAUUCUUUUAAUGUUCGUCGAUGUACUCUGUUGUGGCGCCAUUAUGUUCCCGGUUGUAUGGUCAAUACACCAUUUGGAAGAUUCUUCGACAACAGACGGCAAGGCUGCUGUUAAUUUGAGAAAGUUAAAGUUAUUUAGACAUUUUUACGUGAUGAUCUUAUGCUAUAUUUAUUUCACGAGAAUUAUUGUCACUAUAUUGGAGAAAACAGUUCCAUUCCAAUAUUCUUGGAUCGAUGAAAUGUUUCGUGAGAUGGCGACGUUUGUUUUCUUUGUAAUGACAGGAUACAAGUUCCGACCGGCCGCAGCUAAUCCUUAUUUCACACCGACAUACGACGACGUCGAACCGAAAGUGAUAUCAGAGAUAGGAGUACUGGACGGUGUCACGAAUAGAGAGAAAAGACGUGAAGAUAUGCAACCAUUAAUGCAAGAAAAUUCCGAAUAA
Molecule: messenger RNA, 1602 nt
Organism: Pieris macdunnoughi
Lineage: Eukaryota; Metazoa; Arthropoda; Insecta; Lepidoptera; Pieridae
Source: the annotation of a GenBank genome assembly